Molecule: messenger RNA, 2103 nt
Organism: Aphanomyces invadans
Lineage: Eukaryota; Oomycota; Saprolegniomycetes; Saprolegniales; Verrucalvaceae
Exons: 1
Coding region: 110-2062 (650 amino acids)
Biological process (GO): transmembrane transport
Cellular component (GO): membrane
Source: RefSeq, a predicted model, not a curated record
UGGCCAUGCCAUCACCAGGCAAAAGUUCCAGCGCGAGGGCGUUGACGGCGCGCGGCGGACGUCCCCACGCCCCAGCUGCACCCGCUCACUUUGAAUUUGGCUGUCCAUCAUGACCAUCUUACCCAUACCAUCGCGGUCGUGGGUCGCCCACUUGGACUGGAUUCGUCAAUACAACAUACGUCGCGACCUCAAGUUUGACGUGAUCGCUGGUAUUACCGUCGCCAUGAUGCUCAUUCCGCAGGAAGUCUCGUUCUCCAACAUUAUGCGUGUUCCGACGGAGCACGGUCUGUACACGGCUGCUCUCACGCCUGUGUUGUACGCGUUCUUUGGCUCAUCGCGCGUCCUGUCCGUGGCCAACGGCGCCGAGGUCAGUCUCAUGGUCGGCACGGCCAUGCAAACCAUCAAAUCGGAGAAGGAACGCAUCGCGGUCGGCAUCUUCUUGUCCUUUUAUAUCGGGCUCAUCAAUGUCACGCUGGGCUGUUUGAAGCUCGGGGUCGUGGCCGACUUCUUCUCGCGCCCCGUCAUGGGCGGCUUCCUGUCCGCCGGUGGCGUGCUCAUCAUGAUCACUCAAUUGUCGGCGUGGUUCGAGCUCACACUGCCGUCGUCGUCGUACCCGCUGCAAACGGUAAUGAAUGUCGUCCUUCACAUAAACGAAGCGAACCCAAACUCGGUCGUUGUCGGGGCCGUCUCGAUCGUUGUGCUGGCCAUGAUGAAGUACGCCAAGCGGCACUGGAUUCCGAACCCGAGCUUGAAGCAAAUCUUUAACGAGUCCCCCGCCGUCCGCGACUCGGUCAACCCGAACGAUGUCGACGUCCAGACCCCGACCGAAGGCGAGAACCCCACUUGGGGCUUCUCUCUCGACGACGACCAGUACGCAUCCCUGGACCCGGCUCCUCUUGCAACUAAGACGCCCAGCGCGACGAUGACAGCCAAAUCUCGCCAUGUUGUCUUCUUUGCCCUCCGCACCAUGUGCGACCUGGGGCCAUUGGUCAUUUGCUUGUUUGGGAUGCUCGUGGGCCAGUCCCUGGGGGAAAAACGCAUCAAAGUUACGGGUCAUGUCCCGGGGGGGCUUCCGUCCCCCAAAUUCCCGUGGUAUGGCUACACGGACGACAUUAUCAAGACGCAGUCGUUCUCGGACGUGACUGUCAACGCUCUUUCGAUUGCGCUGAUCGUGUACAUGACAAGCAUUGCAAUGGCUAAGCGGCUGGCACUGCGCGAUGGGUACGAAGUGCACCCGACCAACGAAUUCAUCGGUCUCGGGAUGGCGAGUGCCCUCGGGUCGUUCUUCCAGAUCAUGCCCCCCACGGGGGGGAUGUCGCGCACGGCCGUCAACAUGCAGAGCGCGCGCACGCAAGUUGCGUCGGCCAUCACGGUCACCGUCAUCAUCGUGGUGCUCAUGGUGGGCACAGACUCGCUGUACUAUUUGCCCAAGUCGAGCUUGGCGGCGAUCAUUAUCGUGGCAGGGUUCUGGUUGAUUGAGAUCGACGAAGCAAAGUGGCUGUUCCGAUCCAAACGCGACGAGUUUUACGUGUGGUUGGUCUCGUUUCUGGCCACGAUCGGCCUCGGCAUCCUCGCCGGCCUCGGAGCCUCCAUCGUGUGCUCGCUCAUCGCGCUCAUGAUCAAGACAAAGCGCCCCCUCGUGUACUCGGUGGGCCGCAUGGAAGACUCGGGGGUGUACGUAAGCGCGCAAGACAAUCCGGACGCUGAGAUCGCGCCGGACACGAUCGUGAUGCGGGUUGAAGGGUCGCUGUACUUUGGCAACAGCGAGUACGCGAUGCAAGUCGUGUUGGCCCACGUCGUGCUCCAUGACAAGGUCCAGGCAAUCGUGAUCGACGCCACAUACAUCCACGACAUGGACGCGACGACGCUCCAAAUGAUGGACACGAUUCUGUUGAAACUACACCCCAUCAAACUCGCGUUUGCCAACGCGCAGCCGCAUUUGGCGCAAGUCAUCAAGGGCAGUGGCCUCACCGACAAGUUGUCGGUGCCAGACGUCACGGAGUCCAUCGACCACACCAUCGCUCGCCUGCGUGCGCUCGACGUUGCUGGCGUUGCAUUCUAGUCGGGCAUUUGCUAGCACGUAAUGUGAAAUUUUCUACGUCA